CCGAACAACAUGAAGAAGCGUCUUAUCAGAUACGUUAUGGCGAUAUAGAUAAACAAGCGUCGCUCGGUAGGGUCUUCGUUACCGAUUCCCAAAAGAAGGAUGCAGUCGAAAAUGAUAAUGCGGAUCAGAAAUUCGUUUAUACGCCAACCAAGGGGGAGCAAAGCUUAUCAGGAAAGCAGACCGUUUAUCGAAAGCCAGAAUAUCUAAACAAGGUACAGCAAAGUGUAUCAGAUGGAAACAGAAUCUUGUUUCAAAAGCCAGAAUAUCCCGAGGUUUCACUUGGUUCUUCAUCGGAAAGCGAUGAUGCUAAAGCAGAUGCAGGACAGUUAAAUCGGACGGAUUAUCCCGAACAAUAUCAAAAAGGCUCUUAUCAGAUACGUUAUGGCGAUAUAGAUAAACAAGCGUCGCUCGGUAGGGUCUUCGUUACCGAUUCCCAAAAGAAGGAUGCAGUCGAAAAUGAUAAUACGCAUCCGAAAAUCGUUUACGCGCCAAGCAAGGGGGAGGAAGGCUUAUCAGGAAAGCAGACCGUUUAUCGAAAACCAGGAUAUCUAAACAAGGUGCUGCAAAAUGUAUCAGUUGGCCAGAAUAUGGCCAUCCGUAAUGGUGGUGCAGUUGUAUGGUGA
This is a messenger RNA of Didymodactylos carnosus, 623 nucleotides long. The record is from the annotation of a GenBank genome assembly. NCBI's taxonomy places the organism in Eukaryota, Metazoa, Rotifera, Eurotatoria, Philodinida, Philodinidae.